AACAUACAUCAUUUUUAUUUAUUUUUACAUAAAAUUCACAUGUCAGUUCGUUUGCCCCCUGGCACUCUACUUGCCCGCCACACUUCCUUUCUCAAAACUCAUCUCCAUUUCCCUCUACAACGAUAAUGCUACUAAAACUGUGACUUUUACAUGUAAUCCAAACAAGUCCUUAAUUUCGCCCCAAAAUGGACUCUUACUCUCAACUGUUGGAGAAAAUUCGAAUCCCUCAACCAUCCCUACAAAAAUUUGCAGUAAUCUCGAUCUUCGAGAAGCUUCGAUCGGCUCCACCUCACUUGAACCCUAACUCCGACCCGGGAACAGACGCAAUUACUCAGUGCCUUCAUUCCACGUCAGCUUCUGUACUUGAUCAAUCGGUUCGAGAACUAUGUCGCCUUGUAAGAGACUCCAAAUUGGACCUUUCUCGCGGGUUAAUGGAGCUCCAGUCUGCUCUCGAAGCCUCCGAUUCGAAAUUUGUCAGUUUAUUUGUCAAAGGCAUAGGUUUUCUUGUUCGGUUAGGUUUCCAGAAGAAUUUGUUGCGGUUUUUAGCUUCAGAGAAUCAUCCAUUCGUCAAGGUGCUUUCUUGUCGAGUGGAGGUUCAAACAGAGCUAGUGCAACAAGUGCUUAUUUUUAUAAUGCAGAGCAAGCAUUUGGGAAUGGUGGAAGUUUGUGAAUUCUUGGUACCUUUCUUGAAUUAUUCAAUUGUUAGGAUGCCCUCAUCUGUUUCAGUUUCUUCAUUUAUAAGAAGUUUGAUGUCAUCAUUAGCUGGACUUUGUUGUUCGAUUCCUGGGGAGGCCAUUCCUGUUAUGAAGCUUCUCAUUGGGCGUUUGAAGUUUUUUCCAUGCGACAAUGCAGAAGAUUUUACUAAUAUUUCGCACUGCCUUGAAUGCAUUGUAGAUGCGUAUGUCGUGGUCCUGCAACAAUUGGUGGAAAUGGGAUCGCAGCUGCUUCAUGAAGUUCAGUUGUAUGGUGUGGAGCUACUGGAUGCUAUGUUCUCCUUAUGUACAAAUCCAAAGCACACGAGUUCAAUUGAGAACAUUUUAGAAGUAUCAAGGCGCAUAUUGAUUGUGCAAAAAGAUCUUGGUUUGAGCUAUAUGCCUGAAUUAUCAACAGUUACGCUGUCCUUAUUUAUGGUACUUGUGCAGUCUGAACUUGAACACGAACAGUUCUUGGAGGUGAAACUUAUUCUAUUUCUGUUGAAGUGGAAAAAUGAGAAUGAGCAUGAUGUCCUUAGAGAUGCAUAUGAUUUGAAUGAAGAGCUCUUGUUCAUCUUCCCUGCUAUCAGCCUUCUUUCUUCUCCAUCUAAAUCAGUAAAACAAGCAGCAACCGAUUUGCUUCAUAUUUUGGGAAAGCUUUCGAAUAAGCUACUUAUUGCACAAAAUACAGGAAAGCGAAAAGGAAUGAAAUUUCCUUCCAUUAGUACACCUAAGUACAUAGUCUUCAGACUCUUGCAGCAUAUAUGGCUUCAGGACCUAUCUCCAUUAUCUGGUUCUUUUUAUCUGAAUUAUGCGCCUGCUCAUGUCACUCCUAUUAGAGACAAGCACUAUGUAUCAAAAACUUGGAGCUCCUUGGUUACAGAUCACCUGCAUCGUAUUAUUGCAAGAAGAAAGUCGUCAUCCAUCUCACAGUCUCAGAAGAUCUUUCUGACCGAUAUGCCCAUGAUACUCAGUGCGAUUGCCUGUGUCCUUGUCAUGCAUCAAACAGAUGGGAGCUCUUCUGUUGAUAUCUUGGCUAAUAGCAGCAAUGCAGAUCCUAAACUUGGUGUCCCUUUGUUGCUAGUCAUUCAAUUCUACAAUCAUAUAUUUUCCACAAAUACAGGUGUUGAUUUUCAUGGAGUUCUGCUAAAACUUUUGGAACUGCUGCCAUCACUUGCUUCCCAUCCUGCAAUCAUACCUCUCAUUAUUCAGACAUUGUUGCCUAUGCUUCAGAAUGAUAAGAAACCCAUUCUAUUUGCCACUGCGAUUCGUUUACUUUGCAAGACCUGGGAAUUCAACGACCGAGUCUUUGGGACCUUGCAGGGAGUACUACAAGCAGAUAGAUUUACUCGGUUUGCGUCUCAGCGAGAUAUUUGCAUUAGUAUGGCUGUUUCCAUCUGUGAUAUCUGCAGAAGAAAUCCUGAUCGUGGAGUGGACCUUAUUUUAUCUAUUGCGGCUUGCAUUGAGAAUCAAGAUCCUUUAAUGCAGUCUCUGGGUCUUCAAAGCCUUGGUCACCUCUGUGAAGCAGAUGCUAUUGAUUUUUAUUCUGCUUGGGAUGUGAUUGGGAAGCAUGUGCUUAACUAUUCAGCGAAUGCCAUGGUUGCUGACAGCCUCUGUCUUCUUUUGAAAUGGGGUGCGAUGGAUGCUCAAGCACACCCUGAAGCAUCAGUAGAUGUGUUGAAGAUACUGUGGGAUAUUGGAACCUCCCAAGACUUUAGGCCAGCUUCCUUAUGGUCCAAAGCUCGGGCAUCUGCCUUUGUGGCAUUAGCCAAUUAUGAGGUAGAGCAUCUUGAAAGAAGUAUUCCAGAUUUCAAGGACAGAAACUAUGAGUAUCUUGUGUCCGAAACUGACCCUGAAGUGCUUACUGCACUGGAAGGAUUUGAAGUCAAACUUUUAACUUUUGAACACAUCACCCGUCGAAGAUUAGUAAAGCAGAAAAGGGUGUCUGCAAACAAAAUUGAGAAGCUGUUAGAUGUCUUUCCUCGUCUCAUCUUUGCUUCAGGAAAAGAAAGAAGAGAAAAAGAAUUACCUGGUGCAGCUCUUUUUUGCCUUUCCUUCACAAAGAAAGAUUCAAGGAAGCCAGGAGCAGCAGAGGACUGGCAAGAUGUACAAGCUAAAUAUGAAUCCUCACUGGUUGAUAUAGCAACAUCUCUUCAACUGUCAAGAAAUACAUUGAUAGCAAUUCUUUCUUUGCAAUCAUGGAAGCCCUUCAUGCGGAGGUGGAUGAGAGCCCAUAUCUUGUUACUUGAUGCUAAGUUGCAGACUGCUGUUUUGGACAAAACUCCUAAAGCUGCUAUUGAAAUUCUGAAGAGUAUGACAGCAAUUGCAGAGAGAUCUCUCCCUCGAUCUGCUGAGAAUAUCGCAUUAGCUGUUGGAGCCAUUUGUUCGGUGUUGCCCGCUUCUGCACAUGCUGUUAAAGCGACCGCCUCAAAGUUUUUGCUGGAUUGGUUGUUCCAACAUGAACAUGAGUAUCGCCAGUGGUCAGCAGCAAUCUCUCUUGGUGUGAUAUCAAGUUGCCUACACCUGACUGAUCACAAGCAGAAAUUUGAGAAUAUCAAUGCACUGCUUGAGGUUGCAUCUGUGAGCAAAAGCACACUUGUGAAAGGAGCUUGUGGAGUUGGGUUAGGUUUUUCAUGUCAAGCUCUUCUAGCCAGAGCCGAUGCUGAUGAUAAUGCUCACCCGGGCAAAGAGACAUACAAGAUAGAGGAAGCAAAUUUGUUGAGAAAGAUCAUCAGGACCUUAUCCGAGUUGAUCUCUCAAUUCACACCUUCUUCAGCAGAUGUUCUUGAAACUCUGUCAGUAUCUUUUCCACUUGGAUCAGAUCAUUUGAAUUCAGAUAUUGCUGGUGAAUUUCUUGGUUCGACCAGUGAGAAUUUAGAGGAAGAUGUCUGGGGCGUUGCGGGGCUUGUAUUGGGUUUGGGUAAUUGUGUUGGUGCAAUGUACAGAGCUGGGAUGUAUAAUGCAAUUCUCAAUGUGAAAGCGUUACUUAUUUCGUGGAUUCCACACCCUACUGAAGUUACAACUAUGAGCAAAGAUCAUGAAAUUUUAUUAUCUGUGGGCUCGUGUCUUGCUGCACCUAUUGUAAUGGCCACGUGUCAGAGGUUUGAACUUACUGAUGAUGCAGAUCUGGAACAUCUAUUGAGUUCCUAUAAGGAACUAAUUUCUGACUUACUCUCUAUUAAAAGAUUUGACACCUUCCAUCAGAGCUUAUUGAUGGCAUCUUGUUUGGGGGCAGGAAGCCUUGUUGGUGUGGUUUUGAAUGAAGGGUUGCACUCUUUCAAAAUUGAACACAUUAAAGAAUUGUUACUAUUGUUCAGAAAAAGUUACUCUGACUCCAAUCCUCCUCUUAUUCAUCUUGGUGCCAUGCUUGGAGUUGUAAAUGCUUUGGGAGCAGGUGCAGGGACACUGAUUGAACCCCACCCUUUGAGCUCAUCACAUGCUUCUUCUGAUCGGAAGGAAGCUUCUUAUAUAUCUGGUCCUUUAAUUACAAAUGCUGUUCUCGAGCCUGAUUUAACAUCACUAGUGCAAGAGAUGUUCCUAGUUGCGCAAAAUUCUGAUGCUAAUCAGUUACAGCAGCAUGCAGCAUGGGCAAUUUCAUUUCUUAGACAGUAUUUGUGGGUCAAAGAACUCCAAAAUGAUGGAAGUACGGCAGAGAAUGAUUCUGUUGGUUCGAAGACUGUCUCACAAAGUUUUCCUGAGGACAGCACGGUCAUGAAAUUGUCUUUGUGGCUAAUGCAUCUGAACUAUCUCAGGACAGGUGAUGUGUCACAUGUAAACACAGUUUCUAGUAUUCUGCGGUGUCUUUCACAUGCUUCUAGGCUACCACCAUUGGAUUGGGGAGCAAUCAUCAGACGGUGCAUGAGAUAUGAGGGUCAAGUUGCUGGCUUGUUGGUGCAAGACAUAACUUUCGAGAGAGGAAAUCUCAGGGAGGAAUGCUUACUUUUCUCAUUAUCACAUGCUAACCAAUUUGAUCCUCUCCUUAGCUUCCUUGAUGAGCUAUGCGACAUCCCUCGGUUGAGGAUGCUUGAGCCUCGUCUACAAUUCUUUGUGCUUUCACAUUUGGCAGAUCUAGUUAAGAUUUUCUCAGGUUCUCGGGUCGUGAAAUUAUUUGAAGAUGUUGCUGAGUUAUUAUCAUGGUCUACUUGUUCUGAGAGUUGCAACUCCCUAGAGAAAAUCUCAUUUAGGAUUUCAUGCUGGAGGGGACUUAAAUUGUGUUUGGAUGAAUCUUCUCAUCACAGUCAAGACUAUAAAUCUAGCAUGGAAAAAUGCAUGGAGUUUCUCUUUACUUUGCUGCCUUGUGCUCAUACUGAAGGGCCAUGUCAGGGUAAAAUUUUUGAAGAAUGGUCUGAAGCAAUUAGAUGCCUUGAGAAGGCUCAACAAAGAUGGCUAUUGGAUCUUCUAAAGGUUUCAGAGGUGAACUUCACUGUCGCAAACUCUCAGCCGUUUGAAACUGUGAAAAAGAUUCAAGCAAUAGCAAAACUAGUCCAAAAUGGUUCCCUGCCAUUGACUGUGCUUGGUAAGCUGAAAGCUUGUCUUUUGGACUGCAGAUCUCAAGAUAUUUGGGAUGCUCUAACUGAAGUUUCAAUAACUGUACAACAUGCUGAAGGGAAUGCCAAAAGACAAUGGCUCAUUGAGGCACUGGAAAUUAGUUGUGUUACGAGAUUUCCUUCCACGGCUCUGCAGUUUGUCGGCCUGCUAUGUGGAAGCUGCUGUAUCUAUAGGCCCGUGUUAAUUGUGGACAAAUUCACUGUGUUGAGCGAUCUGCCAGUCACCCUCACGUCCCUCCUCUCUGAUAGCACCUGGAUGACAGUAGCAGAUUCUGUUGUUUCUUAUUUGUGGGCAUCGACAGAGCGGAUAUAUGAGUGGAACAAACAAUUAAAAGGUGAUUGUGAUCAGUUACCUAAUACACAGCCCAUUGACACAAGUGAAAAUGAUAUAGCCUGCUUUAUUCUACUAGUGAUGUAUCAAGCUUGUGUCUCUUUGAAACACCAUCUUCCUCCAGAGAAACUGCUUCAGCUUGCCAACAUGGUGGUACCAGCAAAUAUGGAUGUCCAUGAGUUGCACGCAAGGUUAAAUUGCGAUGUGAAGAGUAUCUCUGCUUUCAGUCCUUGACUAAUUCAUUUAAAUGGAUGGCAAAAGCAGUAUGCGUCUCUUUGGACGUCAGUUUGCGUUGUCACAAAUAUUCCAGGAUACGUGGCUAAAAUAGUAGGUGUAGUAUUUUAAAUUGCUGCCUAGAUGGGAACAAUAUUUAUCGAUAAAAGAUGGAUAUACAGAGACUUCUCUCAGAUGGUGUAAUAAAUUGAGCAGUUCAAUUCCAUGCGCUUUUUGUGUGUUUGGUACGAGGAGAAGUUGUGGAGAAUGUAAUUGAAAGGUAUCUUACGAGAAAUGAUUUUCUUCUUAUUA
This is a messenger RNA of Lycium ferocissimum, 6095 nucleotides long. RefSeq names its product protein RST1. Gene Ontology annotation, biological process: regulation of post-transcriptional gene silencing. The record is from RefSeq and is a predicted model, not a curated record. The transcript is spliced from 25 exons. NCBI's taxonomy places the organism in Eukaryota, Viridiplantae, Streptophyta, Magnoliopsida, Solanales, Solanaceae. Bases 186 to 5804 code for a protein of 1872 amino acids.